UCACGUGACCCACGCUAACCGCCAUCUUUCCUUAUCGUAUAAACAGUGCGACCGGGCGCAGCGCGAAUUCUCCCCGUGGAAUCGUGGAUUUCCCAGUGUUUUUGAGUGAUUCGCACGCGAAGAGAUGUCGGACGCCAAGACGGAGACCAAGAGCGACAACAACGUCGAGGAUGCGUCCAAGGAACAGUCGACGGAGGAGAAACCGACCCCGACGAAAAACAAACGAAGCGGCAGCAAGAGGCUCUCCACUCUCGAGAGGACCGCUCAGGAGGGUGAGGCAAUCUUGAAGGGCAUGAACAAAUCCGUCGGUGAGGUAGAAGGCAGGAGACGUACUCGCAGUUCAGCGAGGGGCCUAACUUCAACAACGCCAGUGCCAUCGCCACCUAAGAAGGAGAAGAGGGAAACGUCGUCGCGGGGCGGCGGCGGCGGCGGCGGUCGCGGACGUGGACGUCCCAAGAGGCAGGAGAAGAACAAUGAGAACAACACGGACGAGGAGACGUCCAAUAACAAAAGCGAAAAGCACACGGAAGAGGAGUCUACGAAGAUGGAGGUAGACGAGGAGAAGGAGGAGAAGGAGGAGAAGGAGAGCAAGGCGAUACAGAACGAAGACAAAAACACCGAGGGCGUUGACUGUAAAGACAGUAAAGACGCUGAGAAGGUGACCGAUGCCAAUUCCAAGGACGAGAAGAUAACGGUGGAGUCGGAGAACGUGGUGGACGAGGCUAAGAACACCGCUCCCAGUGAAGAAAAGAAGCAGGAGGACGUGAAGGACAGCUCGGACUCGAGUCAAGAUGCGACAGACACAGCAGCGGAAGCGCCGCCUUUAUCCUCAUCGGAAUCCCAAAAUCCCUCCAACACUGUUACUACUGAAGAAAACAAGGAAUAACCUCCCUUCGCCUGUUUUACCACUACUUUUAUGAGGUACCAAGGCGGCGCACAUAUUGGGGUCACACAAAUCCAGUCCCCCUCGUCUAUUUUAACUAAUUAACACCUUCUUGUCGAUCGUUGCUUCAACCAGCGCAUCAAAGUUCUACUUAAGUUUUGUCAUUAUCUCUAUAGGUGCGCGCAACGCAUGUUCCCGACGAACAUAACGAAAAUAUCGUAGAAUCCGCUGCUACGCUAGUACGAAUUAGCAUUUUAGAGAUUGACUCAUUUUUUUCUCUCUCUCUCUCUCUCUCUAUGUUAUAUACUAUUAUGUCUUCGUAGAAGAAAUAUCAUUGGUCUCUCAUUAGUCUGAGAUGAUAACAAUCUGAAGGAUUAUGAUUCUGGGAAGAUCGUAUUGUAAGAAGAGAUAGCUAACUCGUUAAUCUAGCAUUAAUUUGAAUCCAUAUGAUCAGACAUAACAAUUUUGUUUACAUUCUUUUUAACGUUUUGAAAAUCUUUGUUCCCUUUUCUUCCGCAUUAUUGCUAUCACUACGUUGGAGCAUCAAACUCUGUGAAGCUAACUCAGUCAAAUUAAUUUUUGUUUAAUCAGAUUAACAAGUAUCCUUUUUUUUAUGGUGUUCUAUGUAACAUGUAUAAUAUAUUAUAUUAUUUGAAAUUUUAUUCUGUUUGUCGAAUAAUAGAAAAAUCUUGUCAUUGCGCUGGUUAAUUAGCGAUAAGCAACGCGAGGUGUAGAGCAUACGUUGUUCAUGUACAAUGAUAAUAUUAUUGUAAAAUAUAUUUAAUAUGGACUUAUAUAGAGAGAAGUUGUUUUCAAAUCAGAGCUGACAUCCGGGUCCUAUAGUAUAAUGCCUUCGAGUCAGAUCUGAUGUGGAAGUAGCUAAAGAUUAAUUCGUACAUAGCAAAUUACUGUAAUACCUUUAUCGUAUAUAAAUAGUGACUGAAUGAAGUGGAAUAUAUGAGAACUAUGGUGAAAUGAUUUCUCUUUUUCAUGGAUUAAGCGGAAAUAAAAUUUCUGAGAAACGCGUUGCAGCGUUAUCUAUGUUUUCCUCCCUCGCAUAAUAAGUGUCUACUAAUAAUUUUUUAUCAAUCUUCUAAUCCUUUCCGCCGAUAAACGAACUAACGCCGUCGAGUCUCUUUUGGGCGAUCGAGAGAAUUGUUCAUCGAGUGAAAAUCUUGUUCACUCCAAGUCAUUAUUACUUUUUAUUGCGAGAUCUUUCAGCGCAUCCCUACUUUUAUUAGUCCAAUAUUAAAUAUGUUAAUAUUAUUGUGUAUUUGAACUGUUGCGAGUGUACAGAUAGAUUAUACAAUUGAUGCACUUAUAUCUAGAGGAAAUUGCACACACACACUUUGAGACACCAAUAAUACGUGAAUCUAAUACAGUAUGUUUUAUUAUGUAAAUGUGUGCAAUGAUGAGAAAGGGAUUCUCGUAGAAACGCGGGGAUCUUGCAAUGAAAAUUAACUACGCGAUUAAACUCGAAGGAUUUCCUGGCCUUUAUGCCAAAUAGAUUUGCCUAUAUACCGAAUAUGUAAUAGCACAGAGUAUAAAUAUAUCCUUGUAAGUUGCACUCCCGAAGCAUGUUUAUCGAAACUGUACGUUACGAAGGAACAUAGGUCUUAUCAUUCCAUUUUCCUUUCUUUUUCUUUUUUUCGUUUUUGUCAAAUCGGUGAUGUUCACGAGUAUGUCCACCUGAGAUUUUCGAUUGUAAAUAGUCAAGAUCAAGUGUAAUAUACGUGUAAAUAGUUUAACAUUAAGCUUCGUGUAUCACACUGGACCUUUUCUUGAUUACCUUGUGAAAUCUCAGUUCUUAGAGUGCCUCUAGCGUUAGCACGUUGUAUGAUAUACGAGCGUAGAAUUCCGGCGAUUGAAAUCAAAACCAAGCCCUGUAAUAGCGUGUUUACGUAAACCUUACAGCUUUUAAAGAUGUAUCGUAGAGAUAAUUUUCUUUUUCGCAUGUAUCUUACAUGGGGGAGACUAUUGUACGGUUCGAUAUUAGAAUUUCUAUGAAAUAUAUAUGCAUAUGUAAGAAA
Vollenhovia emeryi is the source of this 2913-nucleotide messenger RNA. RefSeq names its product dentin sialophosphoprotein-like. Bases 125 to 886 code for a protein of 253 amino acids. The transcript has 4 exons. The record is from RefSeq and is a predicted model, not a curated record. NCBI's taxonomy places the organism in Eukaryota, Metazoa, Arthropoda, Insecta, Hymenoptera, Formicidae.